Molecule: messenger RNA, 2076 nt
Organism: Neofelis nebulosa (Clouded leopard)
Lineage: Eukaryota; Metazoa; Chordata; Mammalia; Carnivora; Felidae
Gene: CIMAP2
Product: ciliary microtubule associated protein 2
Exons: 10
Coding region: 101-1297 (398 amino acids)
Source: RefSeq, a predicted model, not a curated record
ACAAGGCGGGGUUGCCGCGGCAGCGGUGGCCGCCAGCGUCCGCGGGAGGGGUCCCGCGGCGGGAGUCCCGGACAGCACCUCGCCUGGGGGCGCCCGAACCAUGGGCACCAAGUGGUUCAGCGGGGCACCCUUCGGGGUGCAGAGCCACAGGUUUGAUGUCUCCGCCGUCUACCCCAAUCAGAAGAAACUCAGCACCUUCACCGAGGCCCCCUACUCCAGGCUUCAUUCUGUGCAAAUGUCCCACAUAGGACCUGGAACCUAUGACUACCAGGAGACCUGCUUCAGCAAGAAGAAACUCAGCAAGGAGGUGGGCACAGGCUGGGCCAGGACCCAGGAAGCCACCCGGCUGACCCAGCUGCCCCACUUCCAGUACGAGGCCAUCAUGAAAGAGAAGCGGUUGCAGAAGGAGAAGCUGGGGCCCGGCUCCUACAACCUCAAAGACUUCUUAGAACAGCUGCAGGAGAAACCGUGCAGCACCCGGGGGCUGCUCAGCUCGGGGGAGACCCGCUUCCGUGGCCUCGUUGGGAACUACUAUCCAGGCCCUGGAAAUUAUGGGGUGAAGGGUAACCCGUACACAAAGCUGGAGGAGAAAGCCCAGAACCGUUCUCAGGUCCUCAUGUGCAGGAUGACCUGCAGGCCACUCCUCUUGGCUCAUCAGGGGAGUGGUCUGGCACCAGGCACCUACUCCUUCAAAAGUGGCAUUGAGACCUACCUGGCACGAUCCAUGGGCACCCGCGGCCCCUACGACACUUUCUCCGGUGACCGAAGCAAGCCCCAGCCUUAUGGACAUUACUCUGUGCAGAAAAAAAAGCCCAGGGAACUGAUGACUUUUACGACCUUCGUGGAAGAGCUUAACUCGCGGCACAAUAAGAAGCGUGGGGUUUUUUCGAAAAUUUCUCGCAACCCGGAAACCCCGACGGAGAGGAUUUACUGGGCGACCCUUAGCCAGUGCCCCCGAAAACUAGCCACGUCUGGUCCCGGUUCGUGGCUUCCUCCAAAGAAGGAAUGCAAACACGUCAACCAGCCACCGUUCCUGCUGUCUUCCAAGCGGAUGGGCAUAAAGGCCUACCAGACGAUUCUGGGAAGCUGGAACCCCGUAGGUGUGGGCCGCUACCUCAACACCUGGCUGAUGGAGACGAAGGACCAACGGCAGCGGUAUCGGUCCCUGUACCUGGGUGGAUCCAAGCGCUACCCCUCUGACCCGGCCUGGGACAGGGUCAUGCAGGAAAGGAUCACACCUUUUACUAAGGGGAAGUGCCCUCCAACAGUGGAUUACAAUUCAGAUCCUACUCCUUAAAGCUGCAUAUGAAGGACAUCUUGUGAUGACCAGAGGGCCCAAAAAGCCUGAAGACAAAUUUGGGGAUGGGAGGAUAGGAGUGGGAAUCUGGGUUGGGGGGGGGGGGCGGGUCUUGGAGAAAGGACACAUGGGAAUGCCUGGAGGGGAAGGAUAUAAUGGGAAUGCUUUUGCUGGAGACAUCUACCUGGAGGUCACAUGGUCUGCUGGGACAGCUGGGGCCAGAUACUUUUUGCUAUGAAAGAUCAGUUAUGCUGAGAAUUCAAACUAGCCAGUGACAUGAACAUGGGAGCCAGACAGCAGAUGGACUAAUGGGGUGGAAUGUGGUUGACACUCUUGGAACCUCUUCUAAAGUCAAAUUGCUUGACUCCCUGAUUAUUAAAAUCCAAAAAGAGGUGGAAAAGUGUAGUAUAUGUCAUAAGACAGCUCUAGGCCCCCUUCUGGUGCUCUCCAUCUCCAUCCCAGGAUGCUUCUGGAAGCUCAGCAGGGCCUAAUGCUACGUAUGAGGAGGCUGCUGGCCUCCAGGCAAGGUGCAGCCAUUGGGAACAAUCGAUUUCACCCUUAGAGUUCAGCCUUGUGAGCACACCAGUCUAGCCUAAAGAUGGAUCUGUGGGGCUGUUCACAAUGUCAUCUUCUUCCCUCACUGUUUUGUGUCAGUGAGAGAUUGUGUAGGAUGGCAGGAGCGUGUUGUCCCUAGAAAAAAAGGAGGCUGAGACACCACUGCCUCAGCCACAAAACUCCACUCUUCAGAGUGAGUGUAUUAUAAAAAGCAGUUACUUUCU